Molecule: messenger RNA, 1529 nt
Organism: Falco peregrinus (peregrine falcon)
Lineage: Eukaryota; Metazoa; Chordata; Aves; Falconiformes; Falconidae
Gene: ASTL
Product: astacin like metalloendopeptidase
Exons: 13
Coding region: 56-1285 (409 amino acids)
Biological process (GO): proteolysis
Molecular function (GO): zinc ion binding; metalloendopeptidase activity
Source: RefSeq, a predicted model, not a curated record
GUUCCUGAACGGGCAGAGGCAAGGACACGCACCGGUGGUCUGUCAGGGCUGGAGAAUGGAUCUGAAGAUGUUCCUAGUCUUCACUGCAUUUCUGCUUCACGCUGCCCUGGGCUUCCCUAUUCAGGACAGCUAUGGAAACAGCACAACAACAACAGAACCUACUGAGGUUACUACGCAAGAGGAUAUAUUCGAAUCUCCAUUGCCUACAGAGACUGCCUCUGAGGACGAAGUUAUUUUUAACAGAAUUCUGAAAGUUAACAAAGGCAGCUCUCAGUACUUGCAAGAAGGUGACAUAGUUCCACGAAGGAGUCGCAGUGCCAUCAGCUGUCGCCAUUGCAAUUGGCCCCAGUCCAGAGAUGGGAUUGUUCGUGUUCCCUAUGUCUUGGAUCCUACUUACGAGGAGAGCCACAUAAAGGGGAUUCAUGAUGCCAUGGCAGAAUUUGAAACACUGACUUGUAUUAGUUUUGUGAAGCGCAAGACAGAACGUGACUACCUCAGCAUUAAAUCUGCGGAUGGCUGCUGGUCCAACUAUGGGAAAGUAGGAGGUGGACAGACUGUCUCUGUGAUGAAAGGAGGCUGCAUGUGGAAAGGAAUAAUUCAACAUGAACUGGACCAUGCUCUGGGCUUUUUGCAUGAACAUUCUCGAAGUGACAGGGAUAAAUAUGUAAAGAUCAUGUGGGAGUACAUCAGUCCAGCUGACAGACCAGACUUCAAGAAAUUUGAAAACUCCAAUAACCUGGGUCUUCCAUAUGACUAUUCCUCAGUAAUGCACUAUGGCCCCUACACAUUCACUAAUACCACUGGGAAAGCAACUAUUGUACCAAUUCCUGAUGGAUCAGUACCUAUUGGACAGAGGCAGGGACUGAGUAACUUGGACGUGGCCAAAAUCAACAAACUUUACAAUUGCAGUCGCUGCAGCACUAUUCUUGAUGAAGCAUCUGGGUCACUGAGCUCUGCCAACCACCCAAGAAAUUACUCAGACAAUACCAACUGUGUCUGGCUCAUCCGAACCCGAUCCAGAAAGAUUUCUCUGCACUUUCAAGCCUUUGAGCUGCAGACAACCAGAGGCUGUCAGGGUGAUUAUGUUAAAGUUUAUGAUGGAUCCAGCAAGUCUUCUGCAGUUCUAAUGGACAAGACCUGUGGAUCAAAGAUACCCAAUGAUGUAGUUGCUUCUAGUAAUCUUAUGCUUGUAGAAUUUGUCACAGAUGGUGCUGGUACAGCUUCUGGUUUCCGAGCCACCUUUACUUCUGUGAAGACCCAAAGAAAACCUAACGUCUACAACUGACUUAAUGAAGAAGAACCUAUUCUGUGAAUAUUGAAAUUACGUGUUUCCUACUUUGCUGCUGUUCUGGCUUGGAUCAGUAUGAAAUUUAAUUCUAUUAAGAAUCGAAGUUUUCAUCUUCCUGAGAAAGUUUAUUCCCCAAGCCAUGUAGAUGUAUGAAUUCUAUACAUAUGGCGUGCUUCUCCUUUUGUCUGCACAGUUAAGUUAUUACCUCUUUCUAUUUAACAAUUGAAUAAAAAGCUUCAUA